Molecule: messenger RNA, 937 nt
Organism: Capsella rubella
Lineage: Eukaryota; Viridiplantae; Streptophyta; Magnoliopsida; Brassicales; Brassicaceae
Product: protein C2-DOMAIN ABA-RELATED 11
Exons: 5
Coding region: 291-791 (166 amino acids)
Source: RefSeq, a predicted model, not a curated record
UCUGUCUCUCGGCUGUCUCUUACCGUUUCUUCUUUUCUUCUUUUUCCCCUUGAAGUUGGCAAAUUUCUCAGAGAAACUUUCUUUUCAGUUCGUACCAUUCGUCGCUACUUUACUCAUUCUUUAGGGUUUCGAAUUUUCUUUUUUUGGUGAAAAGAGUCCUCAGUGUUUUGUUUCUUGCUCAAGUUCUGAUUGCGAUUUAGGAACAAAGACAGUUGCUUUAGCUCUGUUAUUCACGACUAGUCAGUGUGUCAAGUUCCUAAAGUUGGUAGCUUGUGUUUGUAGAAUCUGAGAUGGGCGAGCCGCUUGGACUGCUCCAGGUGACUGUUAUUCAAGGGAAGAAAUUGGUGAUCCGAGAUUUCAAAUCAAGUGAUCCUUAUGUGAUAGUCAAAUUAGGGAAUGAGUCAGCCAAGACCAAAGUGAUCAACAAUUGCCUGAAUCCAGUGUGGGAUGAGGCACUGAGCUUCACACUGAAAGAUCCUGCAGCAGUUCUGGUAUUGGAAGUGUUUGAUAAAGAUAGGUUCAAGGCAGAUGACAAGAUGGGUCAUGCCUCCCUCAGCCUUCAACCGCUUAUCUCAGUUGCCAGACUAAGACACGUAGUCCGCGUGUCCUCUGGUGAGACAACGCUUAGGAAAGUGUUACCGGAUCCAGAGAACUGCGUAUCCCGGGAGAGCACAAUCAGUUGCGUAGACGGAGAGGUGGUGCAGAGUGUGUGGCUGAGGCUGUGUGCUGUUGAAUCGGGUGAGAUUGAGUUGAAGAUAAAGUUGAUUGAUCCUCCUGGAACAAAGAAGUAGCAAUAGGGUAUUAUGUAGCUUGUACUUUGUAACACGAGAUCCGUUUGCCUAGUAUAAUUGCAAUAUGUCUUUGUUUCCAAGUGAAAUGUGAAACGGCUUUAAAAACCUUACUUCGAGAUACAUUAUUGUACUAUUCCUUUCUCUUC